This is a messenger RNA of Erpetoichthys calabaricus (reedfish), 339 nucleotides long. Its product is annotated as histone H3-like. The record is from RefSeq and is a predicted model, not a curated record. Bases 1 to 339 code for a protein of 112 amino acids. Gene Ontology annotation, cellular component: nucleosome. Gene Ontology annotation, molecular function: protein heterodimerization activity; structural constituent of chromatin; DNA binding. NCBI's taxonomy places the organism in Eukaryota, Metazoa, Chordata, Cladistia, Polypteriformes, Polypteridae. The transcript has a single exon.
AUGGCAAGAACUAAGCAGACAGCUCAAAAAUCUACCGGUGGCAAAGCUCCCCGUAAACAGCUCGCCACUAAAGCGGCUCAUAAGAGCGCUCCUGCCACCGGUGGUGUGAAGAAACCUCAUCGUUACAGGCCUGGUACUGUAGCUUUGCGCGAGAUUCGUCGCUACCAGAAGUCCCCCGAGCUACUUAUCUGCAAGUUACCUUUCCAAAGACUAGUGAGGGAAAUCGCCCAGGAUUUCAAGACCGAUCUUCGUUUCCAGAGCUCCGCCGUUAUGGCUCUACAGGAGGCUAGUGAGGCUUGUACCGCUCUCAGCUCCGGCACGAUUAUAAUAAUUAAAUAA